AUGAAAUAUUUACUCUUUUUGUUUACAUUUUUAAGUGUUAUUUCUACUGCACUUUCAUGGUCUCCUACAGGGGGAUAUGCCCCAGGGAAGGUUGAUUGCCCAGAUAAGAGUUUGGUAAGGGCUGCUUCGGAUAUAUCUGACGAAGAGAAAGAAUGGUUAGAGGGCCGUAACAAGGUUACUAAUGAGAACUUGAUUAGUUUUUUAGAGAAUUGUGAUAUGAAGGAUUUUGAUGCAGAAAAGUUCAUCAAGAAUACCAGUAAGCCAAUUACGAUUGGUCUUGCUUUUUCUGGAGGAGGAUACAGAGCUAUGUUGAAUGGUGCGGGUCAAUUGUCCGCGUUAGAUAACAGAACCGACGGUGCUUCCGACAACGCGUUAGGAGGAUUGUUGCAAUCGUCAACAUAUUUGGUUGGGUUAUCUGGAGGAAAUUGGUUAGUUGGAACUAUUGCUUUGAACAACUUCACUUCUGUUCAAAAGAUAUUGAAAGACGGGGAAAUCUGGGAUUUAGAGCAUUCUAUUGUAAAUUAUGGGGGUUGGAAUGUUUUGAGUACUUAUAAUUAUUACAAGGGCAUUUCAGAUGACAUCAAUGCAAAAGAAGCGGCUGGAUUUGAAGUUUCGUUAACUGAUACUUGGGCCAGAGCAUUGUCCCACCAAUUCUUCACUAAAUUAGACGACGAUGGAGCUAGCUUAACAUGGUCAGAUAUGCGUGAUAUGAAUCCUUUCAAGAAAUACGAAAUGCCAUUUCCUAUUGUAGUGGCAGAUGGUAGAACUCCUGGAACUCAAAUUAUUAGUGGUAAUUCAACUGUUUUCGAAUUCAAUGCCUUUGAAAUGGGAUCUUGGGAUCCUUCCUUGUAUCAGUUUAGUGACGUGAAAUAUAUUGGUACUGAUGCCGAUGAUGGUGAGUCUACCAAUGGUUCUUGUAUCGCAGGAUUUGAUAAUGCCGGUUAUGUUAUGGGUACUUCGUCUUCAUUGUUCAAUCAAUUUGUAUUGCAGAUUAAUACGACAUCGCUUUCAACUACAGUCCAGAACAUAGUCAAACAUUUCUUGGAAAAAGUUUCGAAUGCUGAAGAUGAUGUAGCUAUUUAUAAACCAAACCCAUUCUAUGAAACUGAUGAAGCUUCAAUCAAAUCAAUUGUCAAGAAUGAUACUUUAUUCUUGGUUGAUGGUGGUGAGGAUUUACAGAAUGUUCCAUUACACCCAUUAUUACAACCUCAACGUAAGGUUGAUGUUAUUUUUGCGUAUGAUAACUCAGCAGAUAUAAACGAGUCUUGGCCAAACGGUGCAUCAUUGGUUGCAACAUACGAGAGACAAUUUUUAGAACAAGGUAACGGUACCAUUUUCCCAUAUGUUCCAGAUGUCAAUACUUUCCUUAAUCUAAAUUUAACAACUAGACCAAGUUUUUUUGGAUGUGAUGCAAAAAAUUUAACUUCGUUGCUUGAUCUGGAUACAACGGACAAAGACUCAGUUUUUGAUUCCCCAUUGGUUGUUUAUACAGCCAAUAGACCAUUCAGUUACUGGUCUAACACUUCCACUUAUCAGAUGUCUUACGAUGACAAGGAAAAGAAAGGUGUUAUACAAAAUGGUUAUGAAGCUGCUUCAAGAUUGAACAGCACCUUGGAUAAAGAAUGGGCUGCCUGUGUUGGAUGUGCAAUAAUCAGAAGAGAGCAGGAAAGAAAUGGAAUUGAACAAUCAGAUCAAUGUAAAAAGUGUUUUGAAAGAUAUUGCUGGAACGGUGAUCUUGAUCCAACUGAUCAACCAGGGGUCAAUUUCACAAACACAGGUUUGACAGAUGGCGAAAACCAAGUAUCUGGUAGUGCAUCCUUAAUAUUCGAAAACAGAUACCAAAUCAUGAAAUCCAUGGGUUUUGCUUUAUUAGUUACCGUUGCAUUUUCAUUUGCUGUUUAA
Debaryomyces fabryi is the source of this 1902-nucleotide messenger RNA. RefSeq names its product lysophospholipase (gene PLB3). The record is from RefSeq and is a predicted model, not a curated record. Gene Ontology annotation, cellular component: intracellular membrane-bounded organelle; plasma membrane; cytosol. Bases 1 to 1902 code for a protein of 633 amino acids. Gene Ontology annotation, molecular function: A2-type glycerophospholipase activity. Gene Ontology annotation, biological process: glycerophospholipid catabolic process. The transcript has a single exon. Lineage: Eukaryota; Fungi; Ascomycota; Pichiomycetes; Serinales; Debaryomycetaceae.